Messenger RNA from Lotus japonicus, 1094 nucleotides. RefSeq names its product thylakoid lumenal 16.5 kDa protein, chloroplastic. The transcript is spliced from 4 exons. NCBI's taxonomy places the organism in Eukaryota, Viridiplantae, Streptophyta, Magnoliopsida, Fabales, Fabaceae. The record is from RefSeq and is a predicted model, not a curated record. Bases 111 to 806 code for a protein of 231 amino acids. Gene Ontology annotation, biological process: photosystem II repair.
AGAAUCCAUCAACCUUAUCCUCCAAAGGUUCCAACUUGCCAUCUCUUCUGAAUUUUCAGGCCCAGAAAAGUAAAAAGAAAAGGAAAGAGGAACAAAGAAGAAAACAAGACAUGGCAACAAAUAUUCUCUCAACUGCAAACCCAUUCCUUCUACCAUCAUCUUCAUCAUCACCAUCAUCCUCACCCUCUUUGUCAUCAGCAACACUAACACAUGUUCAUCACCACAUCAAAUGCAGUGUGAAAAGGCAAUUAACUCUUUGCAAAGCAGUGAACCAGACAGCACUUCCAACUUUGACCAAAAGAGACUUGUCCAUCAGUUUUUUCACCAGCUUUGUGCUUUCAUUGGCUGGUAAGGGGUGCUUGGAUGCCAAUGCAGCAAUACUUGAGGCAGAUGAUGAUCUGGAGCUCUUGGAAAAAGUAAAGAAGGAUAGAAAGAAGAGACUUGAGAAACAAGGUGUGAUCAGUUCAUCCACCAAAGAAACAGGGUAUCUUCAGGAUGUGGUGUACAAACUGAGUGAAGUUGGUCAAGCAAUUGAAAACAAUGAUCUAUCUACAGCUGGUUCUGUCUUUGGGAGAGGCAAGGAUACUGAUUGGGUCCAAAAAGCUAACAUAGCUCUGAACAAGCUAAGUUCCAGUCCUGAAGAAAAGUCUGAGGCGGAUACAUUCAGCUCUUCGAUAGCUUCAUUGAUUUCAUCAGUUUCACAGAAAGAUGUUGAGUCAUCCAAACUGGCCUUUGUGUCUUCGGCCAGCGCAUUUGAGAAGUGGACCUCCUUGACAGGGCUGGUUGCUCAGCUUAAGGGGCUUUGAUCUUUGAUGGAAGCUACAAGACAUUUUACUUCAUCUUGAUUUAUUGAACAUAUAUACAGAGAGUUACAUUCAUUUUCCCUUCUAUUCUGUCACCUAAUUGGUGACUUGUAGCAAUCUUACCCUCAUACAGCAUCAAGAGAAAAAGACCAGCAAUUACCAUUCGUUUUUAGGAAAUUUGAGCUUGGGUGUGAAUCUCUCACAGUUGCAAUUUUAAUGUCACUGAGAAUUUGACUGGAUGCAUUAGUCUUUCACUUAACAGUGCAAUUGCAAGGACUUAUUUUGAUUUAA